AAAAAUAUUUUAAGAAGAUCAAUUGUAGAAAUGGGCUGGGUCUAGCCAUAAUUAGUACUUUGUCGCUGUGUUAACUAGUGACGACCGGUGGUGUCCUCAUGCUAGCGAUUGUUUUGAACUUACAGAAGCAACUGCAAAUCGGAGUUGCCUAGGUGUGACCACUUGGUAAGCUGUGUUGCAGAGACCACCAGUUCUACAGUCAUGCUGAACACACCGUUGGAUAGACUGACGAUGGACUGACCGGUCCUCUCCACCAGUCCCCUCCCCCUCCUCUCUGUAUUUGUGCCUGCUGGAUCCUGGUCAGUGGAUCCUCGGGCGCUGUGCUUCAUGGCGUCCAACGGUUGGGCUGGGAGACAUUCCCUGUGGCGGUUCCUUUCGCCGUUUCGAAGCAGGCAGGAGCGUGUGGUGCUGGCACGCAGCGAGAGCAUGCCGGGAGAACACGUGCUGAAGAUCACCAUCACAGAGACCACGAUAAUAGAGGCAGAUUCAGGGGUGUGGAACUCCAAGUCGCUGGUCUACCUGGGCCUGUGGUAUUUCUUCAGCUUCUGCACACUUUUCCUCAACAAGUACAUCCUAUCUCUGCUAGAGGGGGAGCCAAGCAUGCUGGGCGCUGUUCAAAUGGUCUCCACCACCAUCAUAGGCUUUCUGAAGAUGUAUGUGCCUUGCUGCCUAUACCAGCACAAGUCCAGGACUGAGUACCCCCCCAACUUCCUCAUGAUCAUGCUGUUUGUGGGGCUCAUGAGGUUCACCAGUGUGGUGCUGGGUCUGGUGAGCCUGAAGAAUGUGGCCGUUUCCUUUGCCGAGACGGUGAAGAGCUCUGCGCCCAUCUUCACUGUCAUCAUGUCAAGGCUGAUCUUGGGGGAAUACACAGGUAUGUGGGUGAACCUGUCCCUCUUUCCUGUCAUGGCUGGUCUGGCCCUCUGCACUGCAACAGAGAUCAGUUUCAACAUGCUGGGCUUCUCCGCAGCCCUCUCCACCAACAUCAUGGACUGUUUACAGAAUGUUUUUUCAAAGAAGCUACUAAGUGGAGACACCUACAAAUUCAGCCCUCCAGAUCUGCAGUUCUACACCAGUGCAGCUGCAGUCAUUAUGCUCAUUCCUGCCUGGGUCUUCCUCAUGGACAUUUCAGUGAUUGGGAAGAGUGGGCGUUCGUUCAGCUGGAGUCCAGACAUCGUUCUGCUGCUGCUGUUUGAUGGGGCCCUGUUCCACCUGCAGAGUGUCACCGCCUACGCCCUCAUGGGACGCAUCUCUCCCGUCACCUUUAGUGUAGCCAGCACAGUGAAGCACGCCCUGUCUGUCUGGCUGAGCAUCAUCUUGUUCAGUAACCACAUCACGGUGCUCAGCGCUGCCGGCACGGCCCUGGUGUUUGUAGGCGUGCUGCUGUACAACAAGGCCAAGCAGUUUCAGAGACACACCUUAAAGGCCCUGGCCCACGCCCAGGCUCAGGGCCACAACUACAAACCACUACUGCAGGAUCACAAGCUCAAAGCAUCGGACCGAUAGACUCCCCAGGAGACCAAGGGGGGAGAGACCAGAGGUCUCUUCUCUCUAACUUUGAUCAUGUAGAACCUGAUACGCAGAUGAUUUGACUAGACCAUGUUUUGACUCGCGCCAGCAUUAUUACGAAUGAGGGAAGUCAAUGGUCAUCAUAGCACAGUAGAAGGAUCUGUCACUCAAGUGAGGUUUCGUUCAGUAGGAAUGGUCCAUUUGAGAGGCUGGUUUCUCUUGAGGUUUCAUUCGGCCUCACUUUGAUGCAUUCUCUGAUACCUAUGUGAACUUGUCUUAGUGUGUGGUCUGACCACAGACCACUGUUUGACAGUGGACCGGUGCAGCAGGUGUGAGCAAACUUUUUGGCUUGAGGGCCACAUCCGGAUUUCUAAAUUGAACGGGGGCCACACAGAUUUAUUUUUGACUGAUAUGUUUGUCAAAAUCAAUUUUUGUGCUAGAAACAUGCCCGUUAUUUUUUAAAUAUAUAGGUCCAUUUAUAUUUCGACGUACUUUCUAUCUAGUUUUAGACGUUCAAGUGUGGCCUGGAGUGUUUUUUAAAUAUUUUUUUACCCAAAACAAUUUCCCACCUCCCCAAAAAACAAUUUAUUUUAAUUUGUUUAUUUUUACCUCCUGUGGGUCGGAUUGAAUGGGCUCAUGGGCCAGAUCCGGCCAGGCCGUAGUUUUCCCAGCCCUGGGGCCUCAUUUAUCAAAGUUGCAUGCGCACAAAAAAAGACUAAACUUUCCUGCGCCAGUUAGGCCUCAAAGUUUGGUGUUUAUCCAUUUUGAAGUUGAAGGGAAAGUGUGAGUAUCUCCACGCAAAUAUCAGGCCAAGCGUACACACUACUUCUAAUGGUUGAUCAACUGUAUUGAAAGCAAAUAUUCUUAUUUCUUUCUCGUCUGAGUGUGCCAGAGCGCAGAAUAACUGAUGAAUUUACGAACGCUAAACACCCGUUGAAUAUGGUCGGUGUCAGUAAACGUCGGCAAAAAAACGUAAUUAAAUUGUUGCCAGCAGCACAGUUAGUCACCAACCCUCUGGAUAACAAGAAAACAGCCUAACAAGCUCUGCUUAGGACCAGUAAAAUGGUUAGAGUGAGGUAUUCUCUCAUUUGUGUCUGGAAAUAGUUAGCAAGCUAGCCAAAAUUAGCCAGUUAGCUUGGGUGCUUGACUGCCAUUGUGUGGUCAGAAAGCUCGGAUCAACCCUACUGCUUGGCCAGAACGUCCAGUGUGCACUCUUGAGAGCGAAACAUUUACGAAUUUACGAACGGACAAUCUGACAACUCUGAAUUUACAAUCGCCCUCUGAGCGCCCCCUCUGACACUCUAGAUUGAAUUUAUGAACACACCCUUAAUCUCCGAGCAUAUACCAAGGCAGGAGAUAGAAACACAAUCACGUAUUUAUAAACAAAAUAUUGAACAACAAUUUGUAUUUUUCAUGGAAGUGUGGGCUGUAGGAAGCAUUUAAUUUUAAAUUGUUCAAUAGACAAUAAAUCUUGCAGAAUGUGCGACUAGUGUUUGGCACUCGCUACAGGCGGUAUGCAUUUUUUGUAAAGAAACAUUCUGCCCACACCUCUACAGAAAUGUGAUCACAUUUGCCAUUGAGCUUUCUUUUGCAACUAUCAUGGCCCAGUUCCAACAUCACCAAAUCAAACAGCAAAUGAAGGCGUUGUUGUUACCAUAAGUGAAUCAAUAAGUUUUACAGGCAGGGUUGUUCAUGAACUCACAAAUUAUAGUGUAUCAAUGAAAACAUGAUUAUGUUGAUAAAUCGCAAUAAUUUGUUGCACAGGCAAAUCAGGGCCAGACUACUGCAUUUGGGCCCCCAGAAUUGUUAUAAAUAAUAAUAAUUCUGUUUAAUAAUGCUAAACAAGUUUUAAAGCUAAUUUCCUGCAAUUCUACACUAUUUGACAUGGGUCAGUGAUAAAUGUGCUUUUCUAUAGCUCAUCUCAUGCUCACAUUUUCUCCAUGAGGCUGAGAGAAAAUGUUGCAGUUUAAAGCAUAUUUCCUGCAAUUGUACAUAUUUGUUCUAUCAUAUGCAUAUGCUAUCUGGGGGGCCCCUGACCUCCAGGGGACCCACAACCCAAAAAAGUUUAGGGGCCCCUGGGCAUGUGCCCUGUUUGACCAUUUGGGAAUCUGGCCCUGACGUAAAUCCUAGAAUCUCCCAAGUAUGCCAGAAUUGAAUAAGAAAUGUAUGUAUAGUUGAUAAAUGAGGCCCCUGGUCAAGCACUCGGCCAGAUGGCCAGAUCUUCAGACUUCACUUCACUGUUACACUGUCAAUUCCUUUUGUUGUUUCAUUCCUUCGCCUGUUUUCAAAUAAUGUGAAAACUCAGGAUUUCUCUAAAUGUUCAUUGGUGGAAGUGGUUCAAUACAAUUCUAUUUGUUUCUGCAAACUUGCCUUUUAGGAUUUUAUUUUUUCCAUUGGUCUUUUAAAAAAUUGGUUAUAGGCACAUAUUCUCGUUGACAAAAGGGCUUUAUUCUCCUGAUUUCAUUAGCCACCGUCCAUCAUAAUGUAGAACAGUUAAGGCAUUUAUUAAUUCCAAUAGGGCAUUAGCUCAGCUGUUUACCAACUAGUCACAAGUGAAAAGCAAAUAUUUGAGGCAUUAGCCUGACUACAAAGGUGUGUCUUACCCUCAGGGGAGAAGAGGUAGGGAGAGUAAUGUUUAUUUGUUUUCCCAAAGCUCACUUUUGACACUGAACUUCUCACAGCAAUGUGAAAUAUUUGAAAGCCUUGAGCGCAGUCGACAGAGAUCAUAUCAUCUGCAGUUCUUAUAAAUUCACCUAUUUCUCUGAUAAUAUUGUUUGUUCUUUUUCUUGCACGAAAACCUGAAAGGUUCCUUCAGUUCAUUUAUAGAUAGAUUGAUUUGGUAUGUUGUGGCAUUGUGUAGCCUUCCACACCCAUGUCUUACUUUAUGUGCCACAUUGAAUCCUGUUAUUCACUAUGAGUCAGUUGAAUAUUUGGUUUAAAAGGGACUUCACUGUAAAGUGCCAAUGACUUGGUGUACUUUAUUUAAAGUGCUGUAAUUCAAGUACUGUACAUGAAACUGUUAUUUGUCUUAUACAUUCCUUUGUCUUAACAGCGCAUUUCAUUUUAGUCAUUCGGGUUUUGAAACGCCCAAGGUCUCAACCAUUUUAACCAUUUCCUCUGUAAUUUCAAUAUAUUACCAUUUGGGUGAUAUAAUCUCAUAUUUGCAUUAAACAAGCUCAAUUAUAUCAAUUUUGUUGAGGAAUCUACAAGUACUGGUUUACUCCACUGCCUGCCUGUAGACAGAGAAUAAGCGAGCAGACAGUGGGUGCACAUCUCCUGCAUUCUAUUCUGGUUCUCGUCCUUGCCUUAUAACUGAAUAAUACCGGAGUAUCCUGUACCCCAGAGUAUCCUGGAUAGAUGGAGUUGCCAACUUAAUUAGAACAUGGCAGUCCUGUGGGUUGAAAGAGCUAGGUGCAAUGCUUGAAAUCCAACCUAAUCUUAUUCAACCUCUCUAUUGAGCUUAGGUUUAGUGAAACUGGAUCUCAUUUUUGUCCUUUGUCUAUAGUGAAAGUGUGGUCAGUUGGAUAGGAUAAAGUGAAACUACAGAACUGACUACAUUUUGUAAGGGGAAGCUGACAUAAAAAAGGAAAUGUGUCUGUUUGCUUGAGUGAAUGGCACUGGCAUUUCCUUGGUUUUGUUAUAGUGUGGUUCUUUUCUCAGACUAACAAGUUCAGCAAAGGAAAGUUCCCAAUAUGUGGAUGUCUCAAGUUUGGACAGAUCAUUUAUGUGAAUUUGACUAGAAUGUAAUCUUAUGUUCCCUGACUAUUGUAAUCAAUCAAUGUUUAUAGCUACAAGUUGAAAGUUCUUUCUGACUCCUGUUGACUGAUUUUGUUUACUUAAUUAUUUUUCAAGUGCCACUUUACUUGCACAUGAAUUGUUCCUUUAGGGCUGUUUCUCUGAAUUCAUGUUCUUGCCAAAAUGUGAUUUUCACUGAUGGUCCAGUGUUGAUAUGAUUACUGUAAUUAAGAUAUUUACGGUAGACUUCAAAAUGUUUAACCGAUGGGGUAUAUCGAAGGCUACAUAAUUUCUACUGUUAAGUGAAAUUCUUACCAGGUGACCUUUUUCAUCUCAUUCUCUGAGAAUUUGCUCAGAACCUCGUUUUUUUGGUUGUAUUUUCUAAGUACUGUAUCACUCAUAAAAGAGAGGCCUCUGUUGUUUUUUAAAAGAAACCUGUGGACUAAGAUUUCAUGUUGAUGCAUUCCCCAAAAUGAUUGUGUUGGUUGUCAUAUGAACCAGACAUAGUUUUACACUGAUUUAUCACCACUUUUCUAAUUUAAUAGCAAUAUGUCACAAUUCACAAUAUUAUACCUCUCAAUCUGUGAGUCACAAGGAUGAAAGGGAAAAGUAUUGUGUAGGAAGGAGUACUUAGAGAUUGUCAUUCAAGUCUGAAAGGCACUUAACCAUCGGGCAAGACAGGAGUUUUGGCUGCCUGAAGGUUAUGAUCAUUUGCCUGAAAUGUAAAUGAGCUAUUUACUUGCAGAAAUGCCAUAUAUUGUCUGCCUUGCACCUAAACAUAGGGUAGCAAUCAAAAAAAUAAUAAUCACCUACUCAAUGGGGCAACCUCAGGGCAGGCUUGCACGACUACUCAAUUCACUUGCCCCAGGCAAUAGGGCAACCCUUAAUUUCAAUUCCUGGUAAGGGAUGGAAAUAUAUAAAAAUAGACCUGCUAAUAUAACAAAAAAUGUAUUGUGAAAAGGGGAAAUGUUCAUUAAAAUUGUCAGUGAGGAUGCUAAUUGUAUAUUUUGGGGAGCUGUUCAUGUGAAUUUUAUCUGAGAUGUAAUGAUGUUUAAUAAUCGAUAAUGUUGUCCACAUGAUUAAUAAAAUAUAUUUUUCUUCCGCA
This is a messenger RNA of Oncorhynchus gorbuscha (pink salmon), 6346 nucleotides long. Its product is annotated as solute carrier family 35 member E2A-like. The record is from RefSeq and is a predicted model, not a curated record. Gene Ontology annotation, cellular component: Golgi apparatus. The coding region runs from base 328 to 1503 and encodes 391 amino acids. NCBI's taxonomy places the organism in Eukaryota, Metazoa, Chordata, Actinopteri, Salmoniformes, Salmonidae. The transcript has 9 exons. Gene Ontology annotation, molecular function: antiporter activity.